This is a messenger RNA of Caenorhabditis elegans, 639 nucleotides long. It is a transcript of the gene Y46G5A.8, whose product is annotated as F-box domain-containing protein. The record is from RefSeq and is marked reviewed. Lineage: Eukaryota; Metazoa; Nematoda; Chromadorea; Rhabditida; Rhabditidae.
UGCACCAUCUGAGAAAUGUGGUUCACUUCCGGUUCGCCCUUCCCUCUACUCAAACUUCCACUGGUUGCUAUUUCUGAAGUUCUGGAUCACAUGGAUACCGGGGAUAUAUGUGCACUCCGAGUAACAUCUCAAAAAACGAAGAACCUCGUCCAGCAGUCUGCAAGACGCUUCACAGACCGUCCCAAGCAUUUGUGCCAGCUUGAUAUAAUUGCACGUCGAGACCAUUUUAUUCUCGGCUCUCGAAUUGGAUUUGAUCGUUGUACGGAAUUAUAUAAAGGAAGAGAUAUUGAUAGACUAUUGGGAACAACCAGUGACCUCCUGGAUAAUCUACAUGUUGAGCACGUUAAUCUGGAUAUAAGACGUCGAGAUGAAGAAGUGGAGAUUCACAAAAUUGUCACAAUGCUCCUGAGAAAAAAGGCCAAUGUGUUCAAAACUCAGAGAUAUGAACAGUUUUGUGAAUUUUUGUAUGCAUUAUUCGGUUUUUAUAUUUUCUCAUCUCUUUUCCUCUCUAUCUUCGUCCGUUUCUCAUUUCUUUAUCCCAUUUUUUUGAUUUUGUUAAUUGUAAUUUUUUCUAUUGUUUACUUGUGGAAAUAUUAGAAUUACUUGAUAUCUAACAUUGAAUGAAUAUUUUUAAUAGUG